UUCCAUAUGCCGCAAGUUUGGUCCUAAAGAGCAAAACAAACAACCCCCCCCCCAAGGAAACGCAUCAGAAAUGUUUCAAGCGACUCCGAGGAAGCUCCAGAGCUCAGGGCCUCUGGGAAAGGCAGGCACAGGUGUAGGACAUGGGAGGGUGAGCGUCUGUCUGUUCCAGGAGUUUCCAAGUUGGCUUUUCCGUAGCAACUAGUAGCUGAAAUGAGGAAAGAAGGAAGGCCCAGGGAUAAGAGGAAAGAGAAUAGGGCCUUGCUAACUCGAUGCUGAAUGAUUUUAGGUCCCAGGGGAGGCUGCACGUCUUGGACUCUUGAAGCAGAUAUCACAGCCACCCUGAGAGUGGCCUCGGGAUUCUCCCCUGCCUGUCAUCUGCCCUUCUCGCCAACAGCAGUGUCCACGUGUUGCUUCUUGCCCCAGGGCGCUACUAGGAUGAUAGGCAAACCAGGAGCCGAGAAUGGACUGGGUAGCGGGGGAGGGGACAGGGCCCGCUGUGUGGUCAGGCCAGGGCAUCUGAUGCCAUCCUGCCGAGAUCGGCACCCUUCCGCCCACACAGAGAGCCCUGGGUCUGCACAUCAUGUGCACCUGAACCCAGGAGACUUCAGGGGAAACUCUUUGUCAAGGGCAGACACCUCCCCCUGGUCCCUGGGUGGGUCCUGCCAGGGGAGCAGCUGGCAGGGUUUGCCCCUUGGGCAGUGUGCCUUGUGCUGGGACCCACAGGCCAUGGCCCUUGAGGGUGAGCUUGCAGGAGAGCCCCUCUCCCGCUGGGAGGAGGGAGACUUCGUGGCUUGGGAACCUGGCCUGAGGUCCUCUUCUCAGGGGCUGAGCCACUCCCAGGCUCAACGCUGCAGUGACACGCCGAGCCAGUGUGUAGGUCCUGGGCAUUGUGACCUCAGCUGUUCCGCACCCAGAGAGGCAGUCAUCCUGCCCUCACCUUGGCCAGUAACCUGCACAGGACAGUGGCCUGGUCACGGGGGCCCGUUGUGCGGAGGCUGGGAAGUUGAACACUCUGGCCGCCUCCACCAUGUCGGCCAAGAGGGCAGAACUGAAGAAAAAUCUGAGCAAGAACUACAAGGCAGUUUGCCUGGAAUUGAAACCAGAGCCGAUCAAAACAUAUGAUUACAAAGAAGUUAAACAGGGAGGGCCAUUUACCAAACCAGGAGGGACAAAGGACCUAAAGAAUGAACUCAGGGAGGUGAGGGAAGAGCUCAAGGAAAAAAUGGAGGAGAUAAAACAGAUAAAGGAUGUAAUGGACAAGGAUUUUGAUAAACUCCAGGAAUUUGUGCAGAUCAUGAAGGAAAUGCAGAAGGAUAUGGAUGAGAAGAUGGACGUUUUAAUAAAUAUACACAAGAACAGCAAGCGUCCCCUAAGAAGAGGACUGAAGGAACAGCAAGACCUCAGGCUGGUGGGAAAGACAGUCACAGAGCCACAGCUCCAGCUCAAGAAAUUGGAUGGCGCUGAUGGAAUACCGCUUGGGCUUCACAAGAAGAUGAUGGCCCUGCAGACACCAAAUAAGAACCCAAUGGAUUCCCUGCACCAGUGUGAGCCCUGCUGUGAGAAAUGUUUGUUGUGUGCCCCAAAGAACAACUACAACCAGGGGAAACUUCCACACCCGGCCUGGGCACCCUUUUCACCCUUGGCCUCUGGACCUGCCUUCUGAUCUAUCUGUGCUUCAUCUCCCACGGGACCGAGGCCGUCCUUCCAACCUAGCGCCACUGGAGGACCUACUCGCAGCAGCUCAGGUCCAACCUUUUCCCAUUCCUGAGCCACACAGUGACGGCCUGUGGCUCUCAGUGAACCAUCCUGCCCCCAGGCUCCCUCCACCGGAGAGUAAAAUCUUCAUUUAAAGCCAAAA
Molecule: messenger RNA, 1858 nt
Organism: Sus scrofa (pig)
Lineage: Eukaryota; Metazoa; Chordata; Mammalia; Artiodactyla; Suidae
Gene: TEX35
Product: testis expressed 35
Cellular component (GO): nucleus
Source: RefSeq, a predicted model, not a curated record